GGGCUGACGGCCCCCCCCAGGGCGGGAUCCAGUACGAGGUGGUGACGGUGUUCAAGGACGGGAGCCCGGUGCUGCGGGACAUGGCCUUCUCCAUCGACCACAAGUACCUGUACGUCAUGGCAGAGCGCCAGGUGUCCCGGGUGCCCGUGGAGUCCUGUGAGCAGUACACGACCUGCCAGGAGUGCCUGAGCUCGGGGGACCCCCACUGCGGCUGGUGCUCCCUCCACCACAUGUGCUCCCCGAGGGACCGCUGUGAGCGGGCAGAGGAGCCGUUCCGCUUCGCAGGGAGCAUCAGCCAGUGCCUGAGCGUGGCCGUGCAGCCCAGCAGCAUCUCCGUGUCUGAGCACAGCCUCCCGCUCAGCCUGCGGGUGAGUGAUGCUCCAGACCUGAGUGCCGGGGUCAGCUGCCUCUUCGGGAACCUGAGCGAGGUGGAGGGGCAGGUGUCGGGCAGCCAGGUGGUUUGUGUGUCACCUGCAGCCAGAGAUGUCCCUGCCAUCCCCGUGGAUCAGGACUGGUUUGGUGUCGUGCUCCAGCUGAAGUCCCGGGAGACCGGCAGGACCUUCGUGAGCACCGAGUUCAAGUUCUACAACUGCAGUGCCCACCAGCUGUGCCUGUCCUGUGUGAACAGCGCCUUCCGCUGCCACUGGUGCAAGUACAGGAACCUGUGCACCCACGACCCCACCACCUGCUCCUUCCAGGAGGGACGGAUCAACGUCUCCGAGGACUGCCCCCAGCUGUUCCCCACGGAGGAGAUCCUGAUCCCGGUGGGAGAGGUGAAGCCCAUCACGCUGAAAGCCCGGAACCUCCCCCAGCCCCAGUCGGGCCAGAGGGGCUACGAGUGCGUGCUCAGCAUCCAGGGCAUCAUCCACAGGGUGCCCGCCCUGCGCUUCAACAGCUCCAGCGUGCAGUGCCAGAACAGCUCGUACCUCUAUGAUGGGAUGGACAUCAGCAAUUUGGCAGUGGACUUUGCCGUGGUUUGGAACGGGAACUUUGUCAUUGACAACCCGGAGAAUCUGAAAGUGCACCUGUACAAGUGCGCGGCUCAGCGCGAGAGCUGCGGGCUGUGCCUCAAAGCCGACCCCAAGUUCGAGUGUGGCUGGUGCAGCGGCGAGGCCAAGUGCACCCUGCGGCCCCACUGCGGCUCCCCCUGGCUCGACUGGUCCAGCCACAACGUCAAGUGCUCCAACCCGCGCAUCACCGAGAUCCUGACGGUGUCGGGGCCCCCGGAAGGAGGGACGAGGGUGACCAUCCGUGGUGUCAACCUGGGUCUGGACUUCUCGGAGAUCGCGCAGGGCGUGCAGGUGGCCGGGGUGCCGUGCACGCCCCUGCCCGAGCACUACGUCGUGGCCGAGCAGAUCGUCUGUGAAAUGGGGCAGGCGCUUCCAGGGAUCAGCUCCGGCCCAGUGCUCCUGUGCAUCGGAGAGUGCAAGCCCGAGUUCACGGCCAAGUCAGCGCAGCAGUACAUGUUCGUGACUCCAGCUGUGAGUUUCCUGAGCCCCAGCCGUGGCCCAGAGUCGGGAGGGACCAUGGUGACCAUCUCUGGCCACUACCUCGGGGCUGGCAGCCGUGUGUCCGUGCUCCUGGGCAACCAGACCUGCGAGUUCCACGAGCGAUCCAUGAAUGAGAUUGUUUGUGUGUCAGCACCCUCAGCCCACGGCCUGGGGACUGUUCAGGUCUCUGUCAGCGUGGACAGGGCUCAGCUGGAGAGGACUUUGCUGUUUGAGUACAUCGAUGACCCCAAGGUGCAGCACAUCGAGCCCGAGUGGAGCAUUGCCAGUGGACACACACCCCUGACCAUCACUGGCUCCAACCUGGACGUGAUCCAGGAGCCCCGGAUCCGUGUCAAGUACAACGGGAAGGAGUUUGUCAACGUGUGCAAGGUGGUGAAUGCCACAGCCCUGGCCUGCCUGGCACCACCGCUGAGCCCCGAGUACCGGCCGGGGCUGGACGCCGUGGAGCGCCCGGACGAGUUCGGCUUCAUCUUCAACAACGUCCAGUCCCUGCUGGUCUACAACGACACCAAGUUCAUCUACUACCCCAACCCCACGUUCGAAAUGCUGAGCUCCACGGGCGUGCUGGAGCAGAAGCCGGGCUCUCCCAUCAUCCUGAAGGGCAGGAACCUGUGCCCGCCCGCCCCGGGAGGAGCCAAGCUCAACUACACGGUGCUGAUCGGGGAGACGCCCUGCGCUGUCACCGUGUCCGAGACUCAGCUGCUGUGCGAGCCCCCCACCCUCACCGGGCAGCACAAAGUGAUGGUGCGUGUUGGGGGGGUCAUCUUCUCCCCUGGCUCUGUGAGCAUCGUGUCCGACAGCCUCCUGACCCUGCCCGCCAUCGUCAGCAUCGCGGCCGGCGGCUCCCUGCUCCUCAUCAUCGUCAUCAUCGUCCUCAUCGCCUACAAGCGCAAGUCCCGAGAGAACGACCUCACCCUCAAGAGGCUGCAGAUGCAGAUGGACAACCUGGAGUCCCGGGUGGCCCUGGAGUGCAAGGAGGCUUUUGCAGAGCUGCAGACGGACAUCAACGAGCUGACCAGCGACCUGGACCGCUCGGGGAUCCCCUACCUGGACUACCGCACCUACGCCAUGAGGGUGCUGUUCCCUGGCAUCGAGGACCACCCUGUCCUGCGGGAGCUGGAGGUCCAGGGGAACGGGCAGCAGAGCGUGGAGAAGGCCUUGAAGCUCUUUGCCCAGCUGAUCAACAACAAGGUGUUCCUGCUGACCUUCAUCCGCACGCUGGAGCUGCAGCGCAGCUUCUCCAUGCGGGACCGCGGCAACGUGGCCUCGCUCAUCAUGACGGGGCUGCAGGGCAAGCUGGAGUACGCCACGGAUGUCCUCAAGCAGCUGCUCUCCGACCUCAUCGAGAAGAACCUGGAGAACAAGAACCACCCCAAGCUGCUCCUGCGCAGGACCGAGUCGGUGGCAGAGAAGAUGCUGACGAACUGGUUUGCCUUCCUGCUGCACAGAUUUCUCAAGGAGUGUGCUGGAGAGCCCCUGUUCAUGCUCUACUGUGCCAUCAAGCAGCAGAUGGAGAAGGGCCCCAUCGAUGCCAUCACGGGAGAGGCACGGUACUCCCUGAGCGAGGACAAGCUCAUCCGGCAGCAGAUCGAGUACAAGACCCUGAUCCUAAACUGUGUGAACCCAGACAACGAGAACAGCCCCGAGAUCCCUGUGAAGGUGCUGAACUGCGACACCAUCACCCAAGUCAAGGAGAAGAUCCUGGAUGCCGUGUACAAAAACGUCCCCUAUUCCCAAAGACCGAGAGCUGUUGACAUGGAUUUGGAGUGGCGGCAGGGCCGGAUUGCCCGUGUGGUGCUGCAGGAUGAAGACAUCACCACCAAGAUCGAGGGGGACUGGAAGCGCCUGAACACCCUGGUGCACUAUCAGGUGUCAGACCGCUCCGUGGUGGCUCUGGUUCCCAAGCAAACCUCAUCCUACAACAUCCCUGCCUCUGCCAGCAUCUCCAGGACAUCCAUCAGCAGAUAUGACUCCACGUUCCGCUACACCGGGAGCCCCGACAGCCUCCGGUCCCGCGCGCCCAUGAUCACCCCCGACCUGGAGAGCGGCGUCAAGGUCUGGCACCUGGUCAAGAACCACGACCACGGCGACCAGAAGGAGGGAGACAGAGGCAGCAAGAUGGUGUCAGAGAUCUACCUGACCAGGCUGCUGGCUACAAAGGGCACGCUGCAGAAGUUCGUGGAUGACCUGUUUGAGACGCUGUUCAGCACGGUGCACCGCGGCAGCGCCCUGCCCCUCGCCAUCAAGUACAUGUUUGAUUUCCUGGACGAGCAGGCGGACAAGCACGGCAUCCACGACACCGACGUCCGGCACACCUGGAAGAGCAACUGCCUCCCCCUCCGCUUCUGGGUGAACGUGAUCAAAAACCCUCAGUUCGUGUUCGACAUCCACAAGGGCAGCAUCACGGACGCCUGCCUCUCCGUGGUGGCUCAGACCUUCAUGGAUUCCUGCUCCACCUCGGAGCACCGCCUGGGCAAGGACUCGCCCUCCAACAAGCUGCUGUACGCCAAGGACAUCCCCAGCUACAAGAGCUGGGUGGAGAGGUAUUACGCUGACAUUGCCAAGCUCCCGGCCAUCAGUGACCAGGACAUGAACGCCUACCUCGCCGAGCAGUCACGCCUGCACGCCGUGGAGUUCAACAUGCUGAGUGCCCUCAACGAGAUCUACUCCUACGUCAGCAAGUACAGCGAGGAGCUCAUCGGGGCUCUGGAGCAGGAUGAGCAGGCUCGGAGGCAGCGCUUGGCGUACAAAGUAGAGCAACUCAUUGGGGCCAUGUCCUUCGAGAGCUGAAGAAAGGUCAGGGGCAGCAAAGGGCAGAGGAUUGCACGGACUCUGGGGAAUCUGGAGGGAGAACAAGCAAGGAAGGCACUGGACACACCCCCAAGGCUCUUCUGGAGAGAGCAGAGCCUGGCCCAAGGACUGGCUGCCUUCAAAAAUCAUACAGGAUCCAGCUGGAAAGGGCAGGAAGGGAAGAAGAUGAAACAGCUCAAAGUCCAAGCAAGGUGGAUCAUUUUUUCAAGAAGGAACCUGGAAAGUCUGGAUGUCUCCACGACUGCUGCUUUGCAUGAAAAUUGUUUAAUGUAUAUUAGAAAAUAAAACUUUAUUUAAAGGUUUUUUUUUAAAAAAAAAAAAAAAGGAAGAAAAAGGAAAAAAAAAUAGAGCAAAAACCACAGAGGCCAUAGAGAUAAUCCUGGCAAGAAGGAUCAGCUCUGAAUCCUGUCCCUGGGAGCCUUAGGAGGGCACAGCUCAGGCAUUCUGCACAUGGACUCUCACACCCAUUGGAAGGUCUGGAAAACCGAAAUGUCUCCAUUUUGGAUUCUUACAACGAGCACAAGUCUGCACCACACCUUUUUACACAGGCAAAAUAGCAGUUCUGCCCAAAACCAGUCCAGUGGCUGAGUAACUUAGAGGCACUAGAAGGAACUUUACCUGAAUUGCAAAACCAUCAGAUCACCCGACCUGUCUUGAAAUCCAGCUUUAUCCAUGUAUUUAUAUUGUGUCAAUAUAUAUAUUUUUUCUUAAUCCCGUUUGCUGUCGAAUGAGGAAAGAUCUGAAUUUCACUGCUUUUCAUUUUUCCACCCCCAUCUCACCUCGCUGGCUGCUGGUGACCCAGCAGUGUCCACC
Molecule: messenger RNA, 5135 nt
Organism: Sturnus vulgaris (Common starling)
Lineage: Eukaryota; Metazoa; Chordata; Aves; Passeriformes; Sturnidae
Gene: PLXNA2
Product: plexin A2
Biological process (GO): regulation of cell migration; semaphorin-plexin signaling pathway
Cellular component (GO): plasma membrane; semaphorin receptor complex
Molecular function (GO): protein binding; semaphorin receptor activity
Source: RefSeq, a predicted model, not a curated record